Ilyonectria robusta is the source of this 2017-nucleotide messenger RNA. RefSeq names its product major facilitator superfamily domain-containing protein. Lineage: Eukaryota; Fungi; Ascomycota; Sordariomycetes; Hypocreales; Nectriaceae. Gene Ontology annotation, biological process: transmembrane transport. The record is from RefSeq and is a predicted model, not a curated record. The transcript is spliced from 4 exons. Gene Ontology annotation, molecular function: transmembrane transporter activity. Bases 27 to 1565 code for a protein of 512 amino acids.
GGCCGUUUUGUCCUACACCCGCAACCAUGACUCGCCAAGAAGUCCGAAGGGCUGAAUUUGCCUUGCAUGAUCAGGCCAAUUUGCUGCCGCGACGACAACUUAUCCUGGCCUUCGCUACGCUCUCUAUCAAUAUGCUCAUUGUCGCCAUUGACCAAAAUGGGAUCGCCGUCACCCUCCCCACCAUAGCUACAGAUCUUAACGCAGAAGCAACGAUCUCGUGGGCUGGUACCGCAAGCCUUUUAGCCAACACAACAUUUCAGAUGCUAUAUGGCCGGUUGUCUGACAUCUUUGGGCGCAAGACUAUCUUCAUCGCUGCUAUUCUGAUGCUAUCGAUUGGCGAUUUGCUCUGUGCGUUAUCGCAGACCGCCGUCAUGUUCUACAUCUGCCGUGCCAUCGCCGGUAUCGGCGGCGGAGGCAUUGUCAGCCUCACAAAUAUUAUCGUGUCGGAUAUUGUCACGCUGGAGCAACGAGGCAAGUAUCAGGGCAUUAAUGGUGCCAUGGUCGGACUAGGUAACGCUGUCGGACCUUUCUUGGCUGCGGCUUUGAUUCAAAGAACGUCUUGGAGGGCCUUCUUCUAUAUGCUCUCGCCACUUGGAGCCAUGACAGCUUGCUUGACGUAUUUCUACCUUCCCAGCAAGCCUCCGACGGCAAGCUUUGAAGAGAGCCUGAGGCAGGUGGAUUGGAUAGGCUCGUUGGUGUCGUCGACAGGAGUUAUUCUUCUGCUCAUCCCAAUCACUGGAGGUGGUGCGUACUUUUCCUGGGACUCGCCCAUGGUGAUAAGUAUGCUUGCUAUCGGCUUCGUUACUUUCCUAUCAUUUAUUGCCUGGGAGUGGAAGCUAGCAAAGCUUCCUAUGAUGCCAGUGGAAAUAUUCAACAACUCUGUGGUCGUGGUGAUGUUCCUACAAAGUUUCCUGUUUGGCUCCGUCUACCAAGCGUACUUGUAUUAUAUCCCAUUAUACCUACAGAAUCCUCACCAGUUCUCCGUAAUGACCUCAGCUAUCGUUUACAUACCUCUGGUCAUCGCACAGAGCCUGAUUUCGAUUCUAUCUGGUCAGUACAUCUCUCGUCGAAAACAGUACGGCGAGGUCAUUGUCUUUGGGUUUGGUAUUUGGACCUUAGGAGCUGGCUUAGCCUUGGUAUUUAACCGAGCUACCAGACCGGGUAUAAUUAUUAUUAUCCUGCUUCUCAUUGGAACGGGGGUAGGUUCUAUCAUGCAGCCCACCCUUGUGGCAUUGCAAGCCCACUCUCCCAAGUAUCGUCGAGCUGUCAUCAUUUCGAAUCGAAACUUUUUUCGUAGUGCCGGCGGUGCGUGUGGCCUUGCGGUCUCAGCAGCAGUCCUUCAGGCUCGGCUGCGAGCUACGCUGCCCCAGGAAUAUAAGUACGUAUCCGACUCUACUUAUGCGCUGCCGGAGUCGGUCAAACAUGUUCCUGCAGUGUUGGAUGCAUACAUGGCAGCCAGCCGUGGUGUUUUCAUACUCCAGGUGCCACUGAUGGCGAUAUGCCUCCUCUGUACAGUUUUCAUACGGGAUCGAGGCUUGGAGUCGCGAGAGGACCACGAUAACUGAGUGGUGUUCGGUUAUCUCUUUCCGACUUCAAAUGGAUUUUGCGAAAGACGCACACAGAGAGAUAUAAGGACCAUUGAUUCUGCCAUUAUUGUGAGCUUAUAAGACCGACGUCUCAUCGGCCUUACAGGCAUGCAGGGUGUUCUACUUCGCCGGCCAUGGCCAGCUAUACUUUUGUAGAUCUGAAGAUCGCUAUUGCAGAGUUCCGUUUUCCAGAAGUCGUAAUCGAGUAGUGGCUUCCAGAGCGGUUUCAGAAACAUGGCCGACUCUCUCCAAGUGAGAUGCAGGUCCGACUGCUCUGUUAUCACAAUAUCUCUCCCUAGCAUCUUUUGUCUGUGCAGAGACCGAGCCGGAAGAGGGAGGCCCGCUAGCCACACGCUAAGCUUGGUGAACUCGAACUUGAGCUCUGUCUUCAUGAUUUCCAUUUUCUUAUUGAUGCGCACGCGUCUAAAGAG